Molecule: messenger RNA, 1030 nt
Organism: Sander lucioperca (pikeperch)
Lineage: Eukaryota; Metazoa; Chordata; Actinopteri; Perciformes; Percidae
Exons: 2
Coding region: 94-870 (258 amino acids)
Source: RefSeq, a predicted model, not a curated record
CUGACGAUAAAAUCACAGUUUGAUUUAAAGUCAGCUUCUUCAUCACUCUGAAGAGAAGAUCUCAACUCUUCAGGAGGACCAGGAGACCUGGAGAUGGCUUCAACACCAAGAAGAAGAUGGAGUAAAGAACUGCCUCCUGAUCUGUCUGAAUUAAUGGACAAACUUAAAAAUCUUUCAGCUUCAUUCAUCAGAGAGUUUGACAACUAUGAAGACAGGAUGAGACAGAUUUCAGGAGAGUUUGAGGAGACCACUGCUGAAGUCAGAAAGAUGCAGAAGAGAUUAGCAGCAGGAAUGAGAGCCAUUAUUCUGGCAGGGUUAGUAGUAGCAACAGCACUAGCAGUAACAGCAGCAGUAACAGUAGCAGAUGGAGGAGCAAGGAAAGCAUCCACAUCUCUGACAGCAACAUCAAUACCUACAAGAACAGCAACACGCAUGAGUCUUCCACCAGCAAGAAUAGAAGAAGGAGUUCUAGCAGGAGAAGGAGCAGCAGGAAUACUACCAACGAUUGUUGUAGCAGCAGCAGUAGCAUUAGUAGCUGCUAUUGGAGGUCUUGUUUAUGAGUAUGCAAGACAAUCAAUACAUGGGAACAGAAGUAUAAAGAAAGUAGAGGAACUGGGGAAAGACUUUAUGGAGAUCAUUGAACGUCUGAAGAAGGACCUGGAAGAAAUAAAGAGGACGUGUGAGAAGUUGGAGGAAAGAUCAACUGAACUUCAGGCUGGAAUCACUCUGACAGACAUGGAGGACUUUCAGAGGAUUCUGAGACGAGUUUCUGAAGACAGAAGAGAAAUCCCCCAUUUGGCUGAUCUGUGUCAGAAGGUGGUUGAUGACUGUGAAAAGAUGAAGAAAGAACUCAAAGACUUCACAGAAUAGCUACACAGAGGGAAUUCGAUUCACUGACUAUUUCACUAAACUGAAACUCAAUAAAUAGUUUACAGGAGCUUAGUGUUAGCUUUCCCUGCUUCAGCUGCUUGAGGGGGAGACGGGGCUGGAGUCUCUAGAGCCCCCCCAUCCCCAACGAUCGCUUCCACUG